Messenger RNA from Ostertagia ostertagi, 243 nucleotides. Lineage: Eukaryota; Metazoa; Nematoda; Chromadorea; Rhabditida; Trichostrongylidae. The record is from the annotation of a GenBank genome assembly.
AUGGGCUUCGAACUUCAAAAGCUUGCUGAGUACCACGAGAAGCUGAAUAAAUAUCACGGAGAACUGCAGCAGUACCAGAUGCAGCAUCAAUACAAGACAGCCUUGGAUCAGGCGGCUUUCCAUAAAGCUUAUAACUAUAACACAAAUUCCAAUCAAGGUAUGUCUGCAUCUUCCGAGACUAAUACGGGCGCUGAAUCAGAUGUUUCUGACAAGAUGCGGAAUUAUGGAUAUGUCACACAAUAG